UUACAACCGCCUGAAGGUGCUGGUAUCCACGGAUACCACAGCAGUUGGGAAAAUGGCAGAAAAGGAAGAGCCGGGGCCGGGCUGUGAGCCGCCCGCAGCCCAGGAGCCAGAGCCCGAAAGCCCGCACGGUCUUCGCUCCCCUUCCGUGACCUUCAGCGAGACGGUGCAGCCGGCGGUCACAGGAAUGGUGUCACAGCUGUUCAUGCAGCCGCCGCAGCUGAAAUUUGACAAAAAUAUCAAGCAGGCCUUCUAUAACACCGGGGCAAUGAUCUUCGUAGCGAUCUGCUGCGGGGCUGCCGUGUUGGUGUACUUUAUACUGGAGGCCUUCCUACGACCACUGCUGUGGGCUGUCCUAUGCGGCACUUUCCUGCACCCUUUUAAGUACUCGCUCGCCCGAAUCGGCCGGUCGUGGCUGUCCAGUUUGCAGGACACCGGCACGCCGAUCGUGCUGGGCACUUUGCUCCUGCCGGUGUGGUUCUUUAACUACGUGGUGGAGAUGCUGGGGGCAUUGGUGCUAGAGAAGCUCAAGAUCCUGCUGGUGAUCGGGGCUGGUCUCCCCCUAGUUUGCUUCUUUUACUACUUUGGGAGCGUGAUUGGGAUACAGGUUAUAAUCGGACACACCUGCGAGAUCAUCUGCGGCGCUCUGGAUUAUUUCAAGGCGACCUGGGUGUGCACGUUGGUGGCCGGAUAUGUGCUGGCUGUGAUUUUUAAAUGGAGCCCCAGCACAGAGCGGUAUCUGAGGGCCAUCUCAGUGCCUGUGUGGACCGUGCUGCUCUUCUACCUGGCUUCUGUAACUGGCUCCUGGAGGAUCCCUGUGUUUGUCAUCGUCUUGUCUCUCCUCCUUGUGGGCAGCCUGCAUGAGAAACAGCAGGUCCAGGGCAAGUCUGGGGAGCUGUCAGGCAAAGUCCUGUCCAUUGCUGCUAACACCAUCUUCAUGGCCAUCUCCUGUACUGGCUUCACAGAGCAGGAGCCGGAGGACGAGACCUCCAGUUCACAGCCUGAGGAUUCCUCCAGUAGUGGGAGCCCCGGCUCGGGCUCUGCUUCCCCCAGCCGGGCGGCUAGGCGACCACGCCCAGAGCUGCGCUCGCUGCUGAAGCGGAAGAAGGCCAGCGACAUCUACUUCGUGCUGCUGGUGUGGGCAAUCAUCAUGGUGCAGAUCUGGCUCAACCUGUGGAUCCUGCAGCUGCUGCCUGUCCCCGUGGCUGUGUGGGUGCUGAAAAAGUUGGUGGUGCACUUUGGCCUGAUGGACUUUGCAGAGAGGAGCUUGGCAUCUUGGUGGGCAGUGAUAGCAAAGUUUAUGCAGGAGCGCCAGGAUGCCUUGGCUCCAGGACCCAUUAAGGGCCUGGCACACUUCCUCCUAAAGGUGGACACAAAGCUGUGGCAUUGGCUUAACAAGCAGAUGAUUGUGUGGCUUGAACGCUCCCUGGACAAGCUCAUCAGCAUUUUCAUCAUCUUCCUCCUGGUCAUGGGCACCUUGUUACUGGCUCUGCUGCUUACUGCCAAGGUUCAUCAUGAGAGCGUGCACAUCAUUGAAGUCACCAGCAACCUCAUCAACGAGACCGUGUCCAAUCAUCCAGAGUGGGCCAACUGGCUCCCAGAGGCUCAGGUGGUGCAGAAGGCUCUAAAUUCUGCUGCUACUAAUGUGUACCAGUAUGGCAGAGAGUGGAUAACCCAGAAGCUUCACAAGAUGCUGGGUGAGAAGGUGAACAACACAGCUGUGAUUGAGAAGCAGGUGCUGGAGCUGUGGGACAGACUGUAUCACUCCUGGUUUGUGAAGAAUGUUACCCACUCAGGACGACACCGAGGCACCAAGAUGCACAUUCACCGUCAGCACAGCUGGUUGGGUGAUAUCCUGGACUGGCAGGACAUUGCAUCCUUUGUGCAAGAGAACAUCGAGACCUUGCUCUCUAUCCUGGAGUCCCUGUGGAUUGUGAUGAGCCGCAACGUCAGCCUGCUCUUCUCCACUGCCACCACCCUCUUCACCAUCCUGUUCCACAGCGGCACAGCCCUGCUCAACUUCGUACUGUCCCUGGUGAUCUUCCUGACCACGCUGUUCUACCUGCUGAGCUCCAGUGGAGAGUACUACAAGCCUGUCAAGUGGGUGAUCAGUCUGACUCCCCUCUCUCAGCCUGGACCCUCCUCCAACAUCGUGGGCCAGUCUGUGGAGGAAGCCAUCCGAGGUGUGUUUGAUGCUUCCCUGAAGAUGGCAGGAUUCUAUGGACUCUACACGUGGCUCACACACACCAUCUUUGGAAUCAACAUAGUCUUCAUUCCCGCAGCUCUUGCUGCCAUCCUGGGGGCUGUUCCCUUCCUGGGCACGUACUGGGCAGCUCUGCCUGCAGUCCUGGACCUGUGGCUGGCACAGGGUGAGAGUGUCAAAGCUCUGCUGCUGCUCAUCUGCCACCUCCUGCCAACCUACUUUGUGGACACAGCCAUCUACUCUGACAUCUCCGGAGGUGGACACCCCUACCUGACAGGCCUGGCAGUCGCAGGAGGCGCAUACUACCUGGGCCUAGAGGGGGCGAUCAUUGGGCCGAUUCUGCUGUGCAUCCUGGUGGUGGCCUCUAACAUCUACAGUGCCAUGCUAAUGAGCCCCAGCAGUGCCCAGCCCACUCCUCUGCAGCCCCACUGGCCCUCACACGUGACCAGAUCCUUCAUGGACAGUCCCAGCCUGCUGAAGAGGGAGACAGAGUGAGGGCAGAGUCGGUGUGACACUGGGCAAGAAAUGGCUGCUCCUGAUGUACUGGUUAUCGUGAGCUGCCUGCUAAGGCCUCAUGUGACCUGCGUGCCAAAGGGAGGCUAGCAGCCAAACACUGUUCUCUUAAUUUCCUUACAGCUGCUGGCCUUUCACCGGUGUUAUGUGUGACUUGGGUGGGUGACUGCUGCCCACCUUGCACAAAAACCCUUGUCCCUUCUCCCAGAGUGUGAGGGCUAGGGGAACACGCUGGUUUUUAGCACUUUAACUGCCAUCUCAGCUGCAGGCAGUCAUACUGUACAGUAGGUCUCAAAAAGAAACUUAUUGUACUUGUUUUGCUAUGAAACGCCAUACGUUGGACGGUUUGUAAGACCGAAUGAAUCUAGCCUUCUAAUGCCUUUUAUCUAUUAUUUGCAGAGCUUAGGAACUAUGUAAAUAUGUGCUUUUGGCAUCCACGACUGGGAAUGUGAUUGCUGGCAAAUGUUGUGAUUCCUGUCUUCUUUCAAGAAGACAGGGCUGGAAACAUCUGCCAUCAGACCAAGUUUGUUUUUAAACUUGUGUGCAAUGUCAUGAUUGAGUGAGGAGUGAAUAAUGCCAUAGAAUCCCCUGGUACUACAUCGUGAAAUACUCGCACACUCUCUCUCAAGCACACAGUGCUUGUGUUUUAUAACUUAAUUAAGAGCAGACCUGUGAAGAGAAGCUGUGUUGUGUGAUAGCGGGUCUGUGCUCUCUGUACAUUCCAUAUAGAGUGCACUUCAGAUUCUGAAAGUUUAAACCUCUACUUUUCUUCUUUCUGAAUGGUUAAAAUUAUUUUAUUGGAAAGUGACAUGAUCUGUUACUCCCUACUCAGUGAAUGGUCAUGACGGGGUCAUUUUUAGUGUGCCUUCUGUUCAGGUUUUAGGGAAUAGUUCCUCUUUGGUUUGUAUGGAUGUGUAAAGUGUGCAUUGCUGCCUGGGUUGUACAUUACUGUACCCCUGAAAGAAUGUUUGAGUUAAUUCUUAGUGUGUACUGUCCCAAGGAUCUUCAUUUUUUUACACAUUUAGCAGGUCUGGUUCUGUUCCAUUCUGAGAAUCUUUUUUUUGACACUCCAAAGCUCUCUUUUUAUUAAAAUUGUGUUCUGUGUUUUUCUAAUUCCAGUUCAUGGGGAAGAACUUUGCCUUGUAAUAAGCAGUGCUGUCAAAGGCAUUUUUCCUUUUUAAAGUAUUUAUUGGCACUACAGAUCUGUGUUAUGGGAUUUAGUUUCACAUGUUCGUGACAUUUCACAUUUUUUCACCAGUUUAAGAAGUACAAAUUCACUGGUAAGAGUUUCUGAUGUGCACUGUUGAAGUAAGAAAUAGUACGUUUUCUUAAGGGUGUGUGACUUUGGUAGAGAGUAUUAUUGUGAUAGGAGAGACUUUUGUUUUCACAUUUAUGUUGCACACUGUUCAGUAUUAUUAACCAUUAUUUGUAAAUUCUAGUUAAUUUUGGGAUGCAUAUUGAAAGUGCAUGUAUCAAAGCCUUGAACAGAGAGCGUAUAAGAGGCAUUCAGAUCAAAACAUGUUUAUUCUACUAGCUAAACCCCUGCAGCCCUUGCGUGUUUCACAGACUUAAGAUAAGUGGUAUUCCCAGACUUGUUCAUGUGAAAUAAGAUUGUGUAGUCUAAGAUUAGUGCUAAUCGGGUUCUGUGAAACACCCCUUUCCUUCUGUUCUGUAUUAAGUCUAAAUGUACUUGCCAUACACUGUAGAUGACACAGACACGUUCACAGGAGGCUUUCUAAAAGACAUUCUGAAAUCCAUGAGAUUGCAAUAACAUUACAAUGAAUCCUUAUGUAGCAUACAACCCAGUUAUGCUUUUAGGAUUUUCACACAGAAUAUAUACCAUUAAUAGGAGGAACCACU
Molecule: messenger RNA, 4573 nt
Organism: Lepisosteus oculatus (spotted gar)
Lineage: Eukaryota; Metazoa; Chordata; Actinopteri; Semionotiformes; Lepisosteidae
Gene: tmem245
Product: transmembrane protein 245
Source: RefSeq, a predicted model, not a curated record